CCAGCAUAUGUGGUCACUUGACACCCAUCUGUCAACACAUAACCUGGACAUCUCAUUGGAUGACAAUUCUCGUUCUUUCAUAAUCUCACUGUAUGGGGUUCUGUACAAAAGCUUCUGAAAGGCUGUAAUUGAAGCAGCUGAUGGAUGUUCCACCACCGUGUCUGGUUUGUUCAAUAGUCGUGAAAACCAGGCAAUUUCCUCUUCGACUUCUACUUGUAUGCUUUUUAAGGUGUGAAAUUUCUGCAGAUUGGUGAUGCAAUUGAUAUCUAACCUUCCUUGUGAUGUGUUCAUACAUGCUCCUUUGCUUGUACUUGAUGCCUCAACUAUUUUUCUCCAUUGUUGCAACUGGUCCAUACUUGGCAUAGAUGUUACAUGGCAAGGAUCAACAACUGAAUCAUCAUCUGUACUGCAAUUUACACCUUUGGUAAACCAUUUAGCAAUCUUUGGCAACAAAGUCUCAAAAGCCUGACCUCUAGUUAGCUUGCUCAGUACGGGCUCUAUCUUUUUUGAAGCUUUUUUGAGAGACAAAACCUCCAAAUAAAUUAUGUACAUAUAAUUAACAAAACUAAUUUCCAUUUCAAUAUUAUGAAUUUUUAUUGCAAGACUUUAAUCCUAUGUCAUGUAAGGGCCUAUAUUCAUGUUGCCUAGCACCCCCAUUCCCAUUGCACUGCAAAGGUCUGAACUAAAUAACCUAAAUAACUGCAUAAAAUUUGCAAGUAGUGCAAUGCAGUGGAAGUUCCGGGAGCAAUACAAUGGAAGGAGAACAAGAAAGUUGACAAUGCGCAUACGAUGAUGUUUUUUUACAAAAAAGUUAAAGUGGGUAAAAUCGUAUUUCGCGGCAAGACGAUAAAACAAUUCGCGCGAGUAACGAUGGUGACAUUUAAUAUUUAUCUUUCAGUUCACGUUUCAUGUGACAAAUUUCAGUAUGGCUUCUGUGCUCCGAUCUCUCGAUUUAGCUGCAAGUGCCAAAUCGUUGGUAUCUUAUAAAGUGAUUCUUCUGAUGAAGAGGGAAGUAAUAAUGAUAAAUCUAAAGAAGAUGAAAAGUCAAUCGAGAGCACUGUCAAUAUGGAUGCUCUAAAAUCUAAGUUUCUUUUAAACAGCGCGCCAAUUGUUGAUGCUAAGGGAGGAAUUGAUUGGAGAAGACACAUCGAUCCUUCAAUGAAAGAAGUUACAUUUAAUGCAAAGUAUGACGAACUCUUUUCUGCUUCGGUUGGACCUCAAAAUCCAUUUAAAACGAAGCAGCAAAGAGCACAUAAAAAUAUGUCGUCUGGCUAUGUUGAGCCAUCUCAAAUCAGUAAAUUUCAAUUUGAUAAUCAACUAAAAACAUUCUCAAGUUACGGUUAUGCAUUAGAUCCAAGUGAUGACACAGCUCACAUUGAAGAGAAAUUUGUUGGGGAUGUUGAGAAAGCAAAGGAUAGCAAGGGAUUGACUGUGUUUGAAGCUACAAAACAGCGGUGGGAGAUAAGAGGAAAAGAGAUAGGGAGAUCCUGGUGUGAUUGA
Molecule: messenger RNA, 1500 nt
Organism: Xenia sp. Carnegie-2017
Lineage: Eukaryota; Metazoa; Cnidaria; Anthozoa; Malacalcyonacea; Xeniidae
Product: pre-mRNA-processing factor 17-like
Exons: 6
Coding region: 1066-1500 (144 amino acids)
Biological process (GO): mRNA splicing, via spliceosome
Cellular component (GO): catalytic step 2 spliceosome
Molecular function (GO): mRNA binding
Source: RefSeq, a predicted model, not a curated record